AUGGACACAAGCAGAACAAUCCUCAUCCGUGAAAACUCAACCCAUGAAGUAGUACUAGCCAUCGACGAGAGGACAGCUUUGGCGAACGAGAGGCUCAAGGCCGAAUUUUACAAGGUGGACACCAAGAUCCACCGGUUCCCCCGCAGCCUCCAGGGGAUUGGCGGCGACAACGACCGCUACAUCGUGCCCAGCGUGGUGGCCAUCGGCCCGUACCACCAUGGCUCGCCGCACCUGCAGAAGAUGGAGGAGGUCAAGCUCGCCGCGGCCUACCACCUUUGCAGACACUCGGGUCGCUCCUCGUCGUCCAUGGAGGUCUACGAGAAGAUCUUGUCUGUCGUAGACGACGCCCGCGGCUCCUACGACGUCAAAGACCCGUCGGUUUUUGGCCUGAGCAACCACGAGUUCGCGGCCAUGAUGUUCCUCGACGGCUGCUUCCUACUCCAGUACAUGAUCGGCGGCGGGGACGUGCCUGUGCUGCAGAACUGGAUGACACCCAGCAUCGAGAGGGACAUCUUCUUGCUCGAGAACCAGAUCCCCUGGUUGGUGCUUGAGGUGCUCAUAGAGUUCAUGCCCGUCGAUGUGCUAAGGUUUGUCCGCGGAGUGCAGGAGAAGUUUCACCCCGGAAAGGCCAAGGAGAAGAAGGUCCGGCCGUUGCCUGACGACGACGACCGCGGCGUCGGCGGCCGCGGCGACUACAAGCCGCCGCAUCUCCUUGGCCUGCUAUGGUACAUUCUUCAGAUCCAUAGCAUGCCAGAGCGCGUGCAGAACUACAGCUACAGGCCGCGGCCGUUGAAGUCCAGCAACGCCGUGGAGCUCGCGGAGAUCGGCAUCAGGUUGGCACCCAGCACGAAGCCAUGGUUCUGGGACAUGAGCUUCCGCCGGGGCCGCCUGUUCGGCGAGCUGUGUCCCUGUCGCCGGUGCUCCUGA
Sorghum bicolor (sorghum) is the source of this 927-nucleotide messenger RNA. RefSeq lists its product as uncharacterized. Lineage: Eukaryota; Viridiplantae; Streptophyta; Magnoliopsida; Poales; Poaceae. The transcript has a single exon. The record is from RefSeq and is a predicted model, not a curated record. Bases 1 to 927 code for a protein of 308 amino acids.